Humulus lupulus (European hop) is the source of this 3052-nucleotide messenger RNA. Its product is annotated as putative leucine-rich repeat receptor-like protein kinase At2g19210. Gene Ontology annotation, biological process: protein phosphorylation. The transcript has 12 exons. The coding region runs from base 105 to 2837 and encodes 910 amino acids. The record is from RefSeq and is a predicted model, not a curated record. Gene Ontology annotation, molecular function: ATP binding; protein kinase activity; protein binding. NCBI's taxonomy places the organism in Eukaryota, Viridiplantae, Streptophyta, Magnoliopsida, Rosales, Cannabaceae.
UGGGUGUGUUAUCAUCAUCAUUUCAUUCACAUUUAUAAGAGCCAAUCAUUCUGGGAAAAAAAGAAAAGGACUAGUCUCUGCAGGGGUCAUGCGCGCACUCAGAAAUGGCUAAGAUCUUCUUCUUGGCAAUAUUGAAAGCUACUUUAGUUCUCACAAUUGUUAUGGUUGUUAAUGGCGAAGACCAAUCAGAUUUCAUCAGUAUUGACUGUGGAAAAUCAGACGUGUCGAGCUACACAGAUGAAAAAACGAGUAUCGUUUACUCUUCUGACGAAAAGUUCAUCGAAACUGGCGUAAACAGGGAGAUAGCACCAGCUUACAGAGUGUCGAGCCAAGAUCAGCAGCUCUGGAAUCUACGCUUCUUCCCUGAAGGAAUCAGAAACUGUUAUAAUCUGAAUCCUUCUCUAGGCAAAGGUAACAAAUAUUUGAUCCGAGCAAGGUUCUUGUAUGGAAACUAUGAUGGCGAAAACAAAAUCCCAAAAUUCGAUUUGCAUCUUGGAGUUGAGUUGUGGAAAACAGUUUCAAUUGAUGGUAUGAGUAGUGCAUUAGAUUUGGAAAUCAUACACACCCUUUCUUCGGAUCACAUAUAUGUUUGUCUAGUAAACACAGGCUACGGAACUCCAUUCAUAUCAGCCUUAGAGAUACGGCAUAUUGACAUUGACAAUGACGGUGUAUACAUUACUGAUACUGGAUCACUCCUACUCCAUGAUCGCUAUGCUUUCUCUUUACCUACAAAACUAUUCAAGACGAGGUACCGAGAUGAUGCAUAUGAUCGCUUAUGGAAUCCACUUGGUUGGACACCAUUUAUCGAAGGCCCCUCUACAAAUAAUGAGAGCUCUAUAAGGAAGAACGAAUUCAAAUUACCCUUCUCUGUCAUGAACACUGCACAUGUACCAAAUACAGAUUCUCGUUCUUUGGGUAUUUCUUGGAAAAAUUUUGAUAGCUUGGACAGCUACAAAUUGUACUUCCACUUUACGGAACUAGAAAAGCUCCAAGCAAACCAAUCUAGAGAGUUUAACAUUUCCGUCAAUGGAGCUUUCUGGAUUGCAGUUGUUCCCAGAUACUUAGCUCAAUAUACUAUAUACAGCGAGAAAGCUGAGAGAUUUGAAUUAGGAAAACUGGAGAUACGUCUCAACAGCACCGAGAAAUCAACCUCACCGCCCCUAAUCAAUGGAUUGGAGGUAUAUAUGGUAAAGGAGUUCUCAGGAAGAGAAACAAAUCAAGAUGAUGUGGAGGCUAUCUCAACUAUCAAAUCGGUGUACGAAUUGAAUAAACUUAAGUGGCAAGGAGAUCCUUGUGCCCCGGAAGAUUACAUGUGGGAUGGUCUAAAUUGUAGUUACAGUACUACUGAUAAUUCGCAAAGAAUUGUUUCCUUAAAUUUGUCGUCAAGUGGAUUGAAAGGGGAAAUUACUACAUCUAUUGCCAAUCUUACAUUGUUACAAAACUUGGAUUUAUCUAACAACAACCUCAGUGGAAUCGUGCCUGAAUUUUUAGCUCAACUGUUAUUCCUUGGAGUUUUGAACUUGAGCGGAAAUAAUUUCACAGGUCCUAUUCCAGAUGUGCUUCUUCAGAGAAAAAAGAAUGGAUUAUUAUUAAGCAUUGAUACAAAUAAUUCUAGCAGUAGUAGUAAUAGUCCAUGUUCAUCGAAGUCUUGCGGAAAGAAGAAAAACUUUGUUCUACCACUGGUUGCAUCACUCGGUGGACUACUUUUAGUCAUCUGCUUUACCACUGUGAUUAUUAUCUGGAGACGUAAAAGGAGACAUGAUCAUAAAUCUGCUAUCAGUUUGGAAGGUAGAAACUUAGAGGAUGAAUCAUAUAUCAACAAAAUGCAACAAUACACAUACUCUGAGAUUCAAAAAGUAACCAACAACUUUGAGAAGGUAUUAGGCGAAGGCGGAUUUGGAAAGGUUUACUAUGGUUACUUAAAUGGCAUUGAAGUAGCAGUGAAGAUGCUUUCUUCUUCAUCCAUGCAAGGACAUCGACAAUUCCACGCAGAGCUAAAACUACUUUUGAGAGUUCAUCAUAAAAACUUAACUACACUAGUUGGGUUCUGCAAUGAGGGGUCCGAAGUUGGACUCAUUUACGAGUACAUGGCAAUGGGAAACUUACGAUCACAACUUUUAGGAGGUAACAGUAGUAGUGAUAUGAUCUUGAGUUGGAAACAGAGACUUCAAAUAGCAAUAGACACUGCACAAGGAUUGGAAUACCUGCAUAACGGAUGCAAGCCGCCAAUAGUUCAUCGAGAUGUUAAAUCAACAAAUAUCUUGUUAAAUGAAAAGCUUCGGGCCAAAUUAGGCGAUUUUGGCCUCUCCAAAGUCUUCGCUAACAAUUAUACAUCAACAUUUGAUGUUACCACGCCUGCUGGUAUAUCGGCAAGUAUUGUUGGCACUCCUGGCUACCUUGACCCUGAGUACUUUAUAUCAAAUUGGUUGAACGAGAAAAGUGAUGUUUACAGUUUCGGAAUUGUUUUAUUGGAGAUAAUCACAGCUCAACCUGUGGUAGCAACAACAGUACAACAAGGUAAUCAUCUAAUUAAAUGGGUUAAUUCCAUGAUUGCAAAAGGAGAUAUUAAAAACAUUCUCGAUCCAAGGUUGGAAGUAGAUACUGUUGAUACUAAUAUUGUCUGGAAAGUAAUUGAAAUAGCAAUGGCUUGUGUCGCAAAAACUUCCACCAGUAGGCCAACCAUGAGUCGGGUAGCACUUGAUUUGCAGGAGUGUUUGACAACAAAUAUACCUCGAAACAACAACCAUCUUGAGACUGAUCAAGAUCAAUAUUCAACGGAUUUAGAUGGAAUAAUCUCCAACGAUAUAGCUUCAGAAUUUUCUCCAUUAGCUAGGUAAUGAAUAAAUCUGAGACCAAAGAUAAUGAGGAUGAAUGAUGGCAUAGUAAUUUGGGCUGAAUACUUCUUUAAGUUUUGUUUGCUUGUUUUUUUAUUUUCUGUAAUUGUAUUUCUGAAUAAAUUUUGUAAACCUAUAGAUACAUUUUUUGAGCAAACGUUCUAGUUCUAUUUCUUUAAAUAAUUAAUAAAUACAUAAAUAUUUAUGUUAGAACCUUA